This is a messenger RNA of Meleagris gallopavo (turkey), 1599 nucleotides long. RefSeq names its product killer cell lectin-like receptor subfamily B member 1F. Gene Ontology annotation, cellular component: plasma membrane. NCBI's taxonomy places the organism in Eukaryota, Metazoa, Chordata, Aves, Galliformes, Phasianidae. The record is from RefSeq and is a predicted model, not a curated record.
UCUUUUGCCCUUUUUUGCUUGCAUGCUAUGGUCAGGAUGAGGCAGAGCCCUCACGGGGCCCUUUCACACCUUUUAUUUUUAGCACACAGAAGCACAGCGGACAUCUCAGCGUGGAAGAGAAGGGACAGCAAAGAAAUUAAAUGCAUUAAUUAAUAGACAGCAGUAAUUAGAAGUCAAACCCAUCCCUUCCAGCACUCAAACUGCCGAGCCAUCAGCUGGGGAGGAAUCACCAAAUAUUGCCUUUCGCCCCCCGCCACCCUGAUUACCAGCCAAUGCACUCUGGCCCCUAAAAAGUCUCCAUUUGCGGUCUUUGAUUUUUCCUGUUUUUUUAGGCUUUUAUUAUCAGUGAUUUCUCAGUUUCUCACUGCUUUCCCCACAGCUCAGCGCCGCGUCGCUCCCAGCCAUCGCUGAACCCGGAGGUGUUUCCAUCCCUCAGAGAGCAGCAAAAUGAGGCAUCGGCCAUCGUGCACCAAAGGGAAAGGCUGUAGGGUACCUCUACCCAUAUUUGUUGGGUUUGUGUUUUGUUUUGUUGUCAUUUAAAAGCAAAACCAAGACAACAAAGCCCAGCCAAUGCCAUUUCCUGGCAGUGGACGCAGGCGCAGGUGGGUUGGUGGCAAAGCAAGAAGUUGCUGCGGGACUUUGUCAUUUUGGGGCCGUUCUCGUGAGCUUCUCAGCCAUGGAUGAGGAAAUUAUUUAUGCUGAUUUAAGGCAGCCUACAGGCAGUUUGUCUCCUGCCCAGCAGCAGCACGUGCCAUGGGACUUCCAGAAGGUCGGUCUACUGGGGGUGCUGCUGCUGCUGUUGCUGCUCCUGGUGGGGCUCAGCGUGUGGGUCUUUCAGAAAACAACACCACCUCCAAGCAUUGCCCAGCACUGCCCUGAGACCAACGGGACCAAGGGGAUGGAGCUGAGUGGGAGCAGCUCCAUUGAGCGAUACUUCUGUCCAUCCACACCAAAGAGCUCUGCAGCCCCUGCUGCCUGCCUGCUCUGUCCCCAGUUCUGGAGGCUUUUAGGGGACCGAUGCUACAGGCUUUCCACGGGAAAGGGGAUCUGGAUACAAGCUAAAAGGGAGUGUGAAAGUCUGCAGUCUCAGCUGGCGGUGCUCCAGAAGAAGGCCGAGAAGGACUUCCUCAAGGAGAUUGCAGGUGCAGUGAAUCAACCGCUGUGGAUUGGGUUGGAAGUGUCCAAAUAUCAAUGGAAAUGGGUGGACAACUCCUCCUUCAAUGUCGCAGAGUUUGGCAAUCUUUCAUUGGUGGAGAAUCGCUGUGGGACCUUCAAGAACACAAAAGUGGAGGAUGACGACUGUAGUGGUGAACACGAGUGGGUCUGCCAGAAAGAACCUUUACAUCUCCAUCCGUAAUGUGUAGGAGACGGAGGGCAACGCAGCCCCUCUCCCUGAUGUGUGCCCACCCACCCCAAAAGCCCCAGCCGUUGGGGUGAAGCUCUGCAAUACGGCUCUGGAAGGAAUUUGGGGUGUGCAGACCCCAGCACUGCCCAGGCACAUGGGGGGACAUGGCUGUAUGCACUCAUGCAGUCAGCUCAUAAUCCUGUGUUUUUUGCUUCAAUAAAAAAUACUGGGUUGGUUGUUGAGCAGAACGCAUC